Hyaena hyaena (striped hyena) is the source of this 1771-nucleotide messenger RNA. RefSeq names its product EP300-interacting inhibitor of differentiation 2-like. The record is from RefSeq and is a predicted model, not a curated record. Gene Ontology annotation, molecular function: transcription corepressor activity. The coding region runs from base 184 to 747 and encodes 187 amino acids. Gene Ontology annotation, cellular component: nucleoplasm. Gene Ontology annotation, biological process: negative regulation of DNA-templated transcription. The transcript has a single exon. Lineage: Eukaryota; Metazoa; Chordata; Mammalia; Carnivora; Hyaenidae.
UAGGUGUAUCCGUAGGACAAUCGCACGCGCCGCGUCCCCCGGUGCGCACAGCGCCCGCGCACACGCACUUGCGCGCGCGCCCGUAGUCGCGCGGUCCCGUUACUGCAAUUUUUCUGCGUAGUCGCGCCGUCCCGUUAUUGCAAUUUUUUUCUGCGAGCGGCCGAGCUGCCCCCGCGGUCCGAGAUGGCCGAGCUGCCCCCCGACAGCGCUGUCCGGCAGACGGACGCGGCGAACGGCCACGGCGACGCCCCGCAGGCGGAGGUAGGCGGCGGGAGGCGGGAGCCGGCCCCCGCGGGGCCUGCGGAGCCCGGGGAAGAUCCGGGAGCGGCGGCCGGGGAGGCCCGCGACGCGGAGGUCGCCCGGGGGUUGGCGGAGCCGGCGGAGGAAGAGGGUGCACAGGCCAGACCCCGAUCCCGGCCCGGGAACGGCCCAGGCCUGGCCGCGUUGCCGUACCUCCGCCUCCGUCACCCGCUUAGCGUCUUAGGAAUCAAUUACCAGCAGUUCCUGCGCCACUACCUGGAGCACUACCCGAUCGCUCCGGGCCGCAUCCAGGAGCUCGGGGAGCGCCGCAGGAGGUUUGUGGAGGCCUGCCGAGCCCGCGAAGCGGCGUUCGAUGCCGAGUACCAGCGGAACCCGCAGAGGAUGGAUUUUGACAUUUUGACAUUUACCGUAGCUCUCACUGCGUCUGAGGUGAUCAAUCCCCUGAUAGAAGAACUCGGCUGCGACAAGUAUAUAAGUAGAGAUUAGUCUGGUGAUGAAACCACACCAGAGGAGAGCCUCCCCUUUCAAUCCCGUCCCUCGAUUGUAGAAAGUCGUAGUGUGUGAGAUAAGGCGAUGGCCGGUGGGGGGGGGGAGGACGUUUAUCACGAAGAAGCCCCAUAAAAGAAGUUCAAAGCCCUUGUGACUCCUGUGACGUUGAGUUUGGGAUUGAUCCAGAGGCUCCUCCCCGCGUUGUGGGAAUGGCUGUCCAAAUUGCUUCGCUGAAAAGUGAAGGAGCGUUUUCAGGAAAUUUUGAGACCCGAGGAGGAACGGUUGCCGGUAUCGGACGGAGCCCGUGAUGAUGAAAGAAACUCAAAUCGUGACGGGUAGGAACAGGGAGCCGCGGCGCGGUUGUCUGGUGGAGAGACCGGAAGCCUAUGGCGAGAACUUGACAUUGGCCGAUUCGACGGAUUCGACGGAAGGUUUUCGCCAAAGAUGGAUUUUGUGUUCUGUGAAGCAUUUCAGACGGCAAACAACGUAACUUGUACAUAUUACCUGAUGAACCUUGUAUUCGAGAAUAUCUGAAGUUUCUGGAUUUUUUUUCUUUCCUUUUUAAUGUAUUUAAGCUUUUUGUUUUUGUAAAUCUAUUCAGAAAUACCCCUAAAUAUAAAAUAAACACUGAAAGGUCUCCCAUCCCUGUCCCCUCCAUCCAGUCCCUUCCACAAGCCACGUGUAUAAGGUGCCUCUACUGUCGCCGACUUAUGCACAGACAAGCAAAUACAAAUUUGGGUGUUUUUCAUUUCUUCACAAAAGUGGGCAUAUUAAUGAUUUACACGCUGCGUUUUCAGUAGGAAUGGACCUUGAAGAUCAUUCCAAACCACUCCGUUGCCUCAUUCUUUUUCAGAGCUGCGUUCUGUUUCAUUCUGUGGUUGGUUAUGUUGUAAUUUACUUAUCCAGGAAAGGACUGAUGAGCCUUGAAGUUGUUCUCCCUAUUGGUCUUUAGAUAUUUUUAUGUCAGAAGUUCAUCAUUUGGGGCGCCUGGGUGGCUCAGUCGGUUAAGGGUCCUACUUCG